CAGCCAGCCGCAGUCGUUUAAGCUCUUCCCAUAAUGCACUCCCCGAUCAUCAGCGGGAAACCAAAAUGGCGAACUUGCUUGGGGAAAAUGAACCGUUUGUUAUUUUCUGAGGAAGCCACAAACCCCGCAUGUUUUCCCGACACGCUUUAGAAGUGAAUUCAGUUGCUCGAAGAGCGGGAUAAGAGCGGCUCUUCUGUCCGGUUAUUUUUGUCGUACGAGUCGUUUGUGGAAACGGAGGUGACCGAAUGAGAGACUCAGGGGUUGUGGAUCACCUGUCUGUGCAUCACAGAGCUCAUCCCCCACAGCAGCAGCGGCAGCAGCAGGCUGUGUCCUUGUCCCCCACAAGCCUUUCUGCUAGGGGAGAGUAUGGAGAAGACAGCAUGUCUGACAGAUUUUCAGAGGGACAGGAUGUCCUGGCCCGGUGGUCAGAUGGCCUUUUCUACUUGGGAACAAUUGCAAAGAUAGAUCGGGACAAGCACCGAUGUUUUGUGGUUUUUGAGGAUCGGUCAAAGUCUUGGGUUCUUUGGAAGGAUAUUCAAACAGGGGAAGAAGAUGAUGAGGAUGACGACGACGAAGACAUUGUGUGCUCCAUAUGCCAAGACGAAACUUCAGAGGAACCCAACGAGAUUGUCAUUUGUGACAAGUGUGGACAAGGCUACCACCAGCGGUGUCACUCCCCUGUCAUCGAUGCUGCUGUCAUCGACUCUGAUGACAAGUGGCUUUGCUCAGAGUGUGAGCUCACUUCUCUCGCUAAGACGGGUGGUCCACACAGAAGAGGGGCGUCUGCUAAAGACUUUCUGCAGCAGGAACAGCAGGAGCCGCAGCACAUGGAGCUACACCUGUCCUUCCCAUACGUGCUGGAGGAGCUGGUGUGGGACCACGGCCACAAAACCAACAUCCAGCAGUGCUACUGCUACUGUGGCGGUCCAGGAGACUGGUAUCUGAAGAUGCUGCAGUGCAACAUGUGUCAGCAAUGGUUCCACGAAGCCUGUCUCCAUUGCUUACAGAUGCCAAUGCUCUACGGAGAUAGGUUUUAUGUGUUUGUUUGUUCGGUUUGCAAUGGUGGACCGGAGUACCUCAGCCGUCUGCCUCUCAGCUGGAAGGAUGUCGCACACCUGAGCCUCUACAACCUGAGUGUGAUCCACAAGAAGAAGUACUUUGACUCAGAAAUGGACCUGAUGGUGUACAUCAAUGAUAACUGGGAACUGCUGCAGCUGGGUGAGCUCGCCAACACUCCACGAUCAGAACGAUAUGAAAAUGUUCUGGAGGCGCUUAACAAUAAUAGCUGCAUGUUCAUGUCAGGAAAGGAGGUGAAGAAAAAGAAGCACUUGUUUGGCCUGAGGAUCCGUUUUCCUCCUGUUCCCCCCAACUGUGACGAGCCAACCAGCAGAGUGAUGGAGAAGGCUUCACAUGAGAUAACCAUCAAGGGAUGCAAGUCCACUAAAGCACUGUCCGCCAUCAGAAGUCCCAGUGCUCUUACCAAUGGCACAGAGAAGAAGAAGAAAAAGAAGAAAAGAAAGAGGAAGCAAGGAGCACGCUCUCUGGAGACUCUGGCUAAACCACAACGCUCCAGUGAGCCCUCGUCCCAGGAAAUCAGGAAACCGCCACCGUUAGAGCCCCAUGCUUUGGAUCACUUUACAUCUGUCAAGAGUGACAGGUCUCUGCUGUCUUUAAAAACUUCAGAUGUGGAAUCCAUCGGCGCCCUGAGCACUUCAGAAACUACCUCAACUAGCAUUUCAAGACAGUCCAGCCUCUGCAGCUCCAGCAAGACGCGUACAGCAGCCCCCAUCAUGCCUGUUUCCCCUCCACCUUUAAAACGGAAACGUGGACGGCCACGGAGGGUCCCCCAGCCCCCCACCCCAGACAUCCCCCCUCCCAGCUACGCAGACCCACACCCCUCAGCCACAGAGUUGUUGAGCUCCCUCCCAGGGCUUCACUCUGCAGACAUAAUUCACGGCAUGGACCCCAACAGCCAGCUCACCCACCUAAAGAGCUCCAUCAGCAACUAUUUUGGAGCAGCGGGACGUCUGGCCUGCGGGGAGAAGUACAAAGUCCUGGCCCGACGGGUCACCCUUGAUGGCAAGGUGCAGUACUUGGUGGAGUGGGAAGGAGUCACUGCCUCGUAGGUUUUUUCACAUGUCGCUCGUCACUUCUAACUUUUCACCAGCACCCGUGGGACGUUUAUGUCUGUGCUGAGGACGUGUGUAUUCAGAGCAUUAACUGAUUAUAUGCCUUUAUUUAGUUUGGACAGGAGCAAGUUCUGCUUACUGUAAAGCCUACUGGUUCAGUCCAGUCCAGGGUGACUUUUACAGUUAUACACACCGUAUAUGUGUUUAAACAGUUUCAUGCACAGCACAAAGUUGUCACAAUAGCACAGCAUUUUUGUGCUGCUGUGGUUCCAACUUCAACUAACAGGUUUGAGUGUUUACAGAGAACAGCCCCUUU
This is a messenger RNA of Pundamilia nyererei, 2445 nucleotides long. RefSeq names its product metal response element binding transcription factor 2 (gene mtf2). Gene Ontology annotation, biological process: negative regulation of gene expression, epigenetic. Gene Ontology annotation, molecular function: DNA binding; chromatin binding. Gene Ontology annotation, cellular component: nucleus. NCBI's taxonomy places the organism in Eukaryota, Metazoa, Chordata, Actinopteri, Cichliformes, Cichlidae. The coding region runs from base 246 to 2126 and encodes 626 amino acids. The transcript is spliced from 15 exons. The record is from RefSeq and is a predicted model, not a curated record.